GCUCCCUGGUAAUGUAAUUUAAAUGUAAAUACAGCUUCCCUCGAACAAAGUGUAGCAGCGGUGCAGGGAGUUCACCUGGAUCUAAAGCCAGCAGCCACCAGAACAGCUGCUUUCAGAGUCACUACGUGGCCUGUAUGGCCGCCAUCCUGAGCCAGAUGGACAAGGACCACUACAGCUCCUACAUCCAGGCGUUCCCCUCCCGGGCCGAGCUGAUGGACUUCCUCAUGGAGACCUUCAUCCUCUUCAAGGACCUGAUCGGCAAGACGGUGUACCCCUCUGACUGGAUGGUGAUGAACAUGGUGCAGAACCGGGAGUUCCUGCGCGCCAUCAACCAUUUUGCCACGACCUUGACGGAGAUGUUCCUGAGCAGCAGCAGCUUCGAGCUGCAGCUUUGGAACAACUAUUUCCACCUGGCCGUGGCUUUCCUCACCCAGGACUCCCUGCAGCUGGAGAACUUCUCCCAGGCCAAGCGCACCAGCAUCCUGGCCAAGUACGGGGACAUGAGGGCCAAGAUUGGAGCUGCCAUUCGGGACAUGUGGUACAACCUAGGCCAUCGCAAGAUCGAGUUCAUCCCGGGCAUGGUCGGCCCCAUCCUGGAGAUGACGCUUGUGCCGGAGCUGGAGCUGCGCAAGUCCACCAUCCCCAUCUUCUUCGACAUGAUGCUGUGCGAGUACCAGCUGACCGCCAGCUUCAGCCGGUUUGAGGACGAGAUCCUGCGCAAGCUGGACAGCGAGGUGGAGGGUGGCCGGGGAGACGAGCAGUACAAGCAGCUUUUUGAGAGCAUCCUGCUCAGCUGCUGCCGGAGUCACCCUGAGCUGGCCAAGCCCGGGGAGAACUUUGUGGCGCUGGUGACGGGGCUCCUGGAGCGGCUCCUCGACUACCGGGCGGUUAUGAACGACGAGAACAAAACCUACAGCAUGAGCUGCACCGUCAACCUCCUGAACUUCUACAAGGAGAUCGACCGCCAGGCCAUGUACAUCAGGUAUCUGUACAAGCUGAAGGACCUGCACAUCAGCUACGAGAACUACACGGAGGGAGCCUACACGCUGCUGCUGCACGCGCAGCUCCUCAAGUGGUCGGAUGAGGCGAAUACGGCGCCCAUGCAGGGCUUGCACAGCCCCAGCCUGCACACACAGCGCCAGCUGAAGGAGGCUCUCUACAACCAGAUCAUCAACUACUUCGACCAGGGCAAGAUGUGGGAGGAGGCCAUCCACAUCUGCAAGGAGCUGGCGGAGCAGUACGAGAGCGAGAUCUUUGACUACGAGAUGCUGAGUGAGAUCCUGCAGCGGGAAGCCAAGUUCUACGAGAAGAUCCUGAAGGUGCUGCGGCCCAGCCCAGACUACUUUGCUGUGGGCUACUAUGGGCAAGGCUUCCCCACCUUCCUCCGGAACAAGGUCUUCAUUUACCGGGGCAAGGAGUACGAGCGCCGGGAGGACUUUGAGAUGCGGCUGCUGAGCCCCUUCCCCAACGCCGAGAAGCUGAAGACCACAUCUCCGCCCGGCCCCGACAUCACUGGCUCCCCGGGGCAGUACAUCCAGUGCUUCACCGUGCAGCCGGUGGAGGAAGCCAAGGUCCGGUUCAAGGACCGGAGCAUCCCGGAGCAGAUCACCAACUUCUACAAAGCCAACCACGUCCAGAAGUUCAGCUACUCGCGGCCCUUCAAGAAAGGCCCAAAGGAUCCAGACAACGAAUUUGCAAACAUGUGGAUUGAGCGGACGACCUUUGUGACAGCCUACCCGCUGCCUGGCAUCCUGCGCUGGUUCGUGGUGACCACCACUACCACGAACAUCAUCUCCCCGCUGGAGAACGCCAUCGAGACCAUGAUGAAAACAAACGAGAAGAUUCUGAGCGAGAUCAACCGGCACCAGAGCGACCCCAGCCUGCCUGUCAACCCACUGUCCAUGCUGCUCAACGGCAUCGUGGACCCUGCCGUCAUGGGUGGCUUCGCCAAGUAUGAAACGGCCUUCUUCCAGGAGUCAUACCUGAAGGAGCACCCCGAGGACCAGGGGAACAUCGACAAGCUGAAGGACCUGAUCGCCUGGCAGACCCCGCUGUUGGCAGAGGGGAUCCGGAUCCACAGGCGGAAGGUGACGGAGGACUUGUGGCCCUUCCACGAGCGCAUGGAGCAGUGCUUUGUGCAGCUGCGGGCCAAGGUGGAGAGCCAGUACGGCGUGCGGGAGAUGAUCUCCUUCGAGGACCGGCGAAGUGGGCGACCCCGGUCCGCGGCCUGGGGACCAGACUGGGACCGGCUGAGCCAUGCUGGAGACAGCACGGAGGCACCCCUGACCCCAAAGCCUGCCCCACGCACUGCCGACAGCGAGGACCGCAGGAGCGAGCGCAAGGAGAACCGCUCCAGCACCUUCUUUGGGUACCGGCGGCAGGAGACGCGCCUGUCUGUCCCGGAGAUGCCUGAGCCCAAGGAUGACAAACGGAGACUGUCCCGCAACAUGAGCGAGAGCAGCCUGGGCAGCUGUGAUGGGAAACAGCCCCCGCCGAGCCGCGAGCCCAGCACUGCAGCGCUGUCCCCGUCUCCCACGGGCUUUGGCGGCCGCGUGAAGAGCGCCAGCAAGGCCCCGCCGCUGCCCCGCAGGAUCAGCCCCACCGUGUACGAGGCCUUCCUGGAGCAGAGCGAUGCUGCCAGCGGGGGGAAGCCGUUGCCAUCGCCGACAGCGGAUGGAAGCAGGGGCCUGAAGUCACCCCCACCGCCACCACCGAAGUCCAAGCGGCUGUCACAGCUCUGAGCCAUCCCUGCCCUGCCCGUGGGGCCCAGAGCUGGGGGACCCUGCCCCAUACAGCCACCCCCUGCCUCUCCCCCAGCGCUUGCACCAGAAGCACCCUGCGUGGCUCCUGGACGCCCUGUGCGCCCCGAGGUGCCGCUGCCCUCGGGCUGUGCCCCAGCUGGGACCCCCCGACCACUGCUCUGCUUCAGACGUGGCCCAGCCCUGCUGCACCCCCCAGCCCCCACGCAGCUCCCCCAGCGCCGUGCCCGCAGGCCACCAAGAGGGCUGCCAUCCCACCACCGCAACCACCCUGGCACAGGGCGGGCCGGAAAGCUCCCUGCCAGCCUGUGCUGAGCUCCCCCGUACCCUCCCUCGGCUGCCCCCAUCCCACAGCACUGGGACGAACGCUUCUGGCCCUGGCUGUGAUCGCACAGGAGCCAGCCAGCUCCGUGCGCGCAGCCUGGGCAGCGCCGUACCCCGUGCAGUGCCCUCCCUCCUGCUGGUAUCCAGCCUCACAGCCCCCCUGUGCUGAGCUAGCACCGCUGCGGCCAGCAGCACGGCCCCCGCCUCCCUGCUGCAAGCACGCUGCAGCCACGAGCAGACCAAUAAAGGACCCACUUGUCA
This is a messenger RNA of Oxyura jamaicensis (ruddy duck), 3344 nucleotides long. RefSeq names its product dedicator of cytokinesis protein 2-like. NCBI's taxonomy places the organism in Eukaryota, Metazoa, Chordata, Aves, Anseriformes, Anatidae. Gene Ontology annotation, cellular component: plasma membrane; cytoplasm. The transcript has 26 exons. The record is from RefSeq and is a predicted model, not a curated record. Bases 135 to 2741 code for a protein of 868 amino acids. Gene Ontology annotation, molecular function: small GTPase binding; guanyl-nucleotide exchange factor activity. Gene Ontology annotation, biological process: cell migration; small GTPase-mediated signal transduction.